AUGUGUAACAAUUUCGGGAAUAAUUCUGCAAGUGAUAGUCUUGUAGAUAUUUCAACAGUUGUCUUGAGUGGCCAUGUUAUGUUUACGUGGGCCAAAAUGAGUAAUUACCAAAUAAGCCAGUCGUCUCUUUUGACCCUAAAGGCAGAAAUACUACGCAAGCAGCAAGAACUAUCUAAAGCAAAAGCUGAUAAUGAAGUUAAAAGAGAGAUGAUUAAAAAGAAGACACCUCUAGAGCUAAAAAAUAAAGGCGAUGAAGUAAGAAAGCGUUUUGAUAAUAUAGAGGAAGACGAGGAUUUGUUGAAACAAUCAAGUAUUGCUCUGCAGCAGAAAGCAAAAGUAUAUGAAGAGCUAAGUUCAGGAAAAUUAGAUCCAGCUGAUCACAGAGCAUUUCUAGUUCGUUUUGAUAAGAACAGUAGUGAAGAUGUGCCUCCUAUUUGUUCUGAUGAUGUGCUUAAUAAGUGUGAAGAGGAUGCUGAUGAGUGUUAUGAUACUGAUGAGGAGUUAGAUACUAGUGAAAAAUGGGUGACAUAUACAGAUUGCCUAGGAAGAACAAGACAAUGCAUGGCUAAAGACCUGGAACACAUUAAACGAAAUGAUAAAAAAUUGCGGGAAGUGGUUGAGAAGAAACGAAUGCAGCAUGGUAGAGAAGAAGAAAUAGCAGCAAAGUCCAAUGAAGUUACGGAGAAGAAUGAACAUGUAGAGGAAGGAGAAGCAUUGCCAGAGAUGAUGUCAGAUCAGUUGAGAAACGAGAUAUUGCGAAAACAGUGGGAGAAAGACGAGGAACGGCUAAAGGACAAGAAGGACGUUCAUUAUCAGGAUGUGCUUUUUGGAGGUAAAAUCAUUCACCCAGCAUGGACAUGAAUUAUCCAACUAAGGCCCGUUUUUUCAACCGCAGAUUAACAUUCAGGUUAGGUAGCUAAGAAUUGGAAAUUAACUUUCACUUGCCAAUAAUUCGUUUUUCCAACUUCUGGUUAACUGAAACGUAAUUGUUGAUGCGGCAACGCUGCGUCGACCUCUGAACUUUCAUGUUUCGUGAUACUCUAUGUUUGUGUCUCGUGCCAUCCAUUGAC
This is a messenger RNA of Acanthoscelides obtectus, 1070 nucleotides long. Lineage: Eukaryota; Metazoa; Arthropoda; Insecta; Coleoptera; Chrysomelidae. The record is from the annotation of a GenBank genome assembly.